ACAGACUUGCUGUAUCAACAGCUCCCCCUUUUCUGCUGUUGUGGCCAGAAAUAAACCAUAAAUACCCCCCUGUCACUGCCUUCCAAUGGCUCAACCCCACCAAACACCAAGUGGCAUUGAAUAAGAGGGACAGCACCACUUCUUAGCAGGCAUACACAGUGGAGGCGCGAUUGGAAGAAUGUCAGAACAGCAGAGUGCCCCAGAGCAGCUGGCUGCAGGGAAGAGCCAGGGUGGAGCAGCAGCCACAUACAAGGUGGUGCUGUUUGAAUUUGAGAACUUCCAGGGAAGCAAGGCCGAGUUCUCAGCAGAGUGUAAAGAUGUACUCGAGAAGGGCCUCCAGAAGGUCGGCUCAGUGAUAGUUGAAUCUGGGCCAUGGGUGGGUUAUGAUCGGCAUGGCUUCACAGGGGAGCAGUUUAUUCUGGAGAAAGGCCAGUACCCACGUUGGGACACAUGGACCAACAGUCAGAAUAGCUACUCCCUCUUGUCUAUAAGGCCACUCAAAGUGGAUGGGGCUGACCACAAGCUACACUUGUUUGAGAACCCUGGAUUUACGGGUAGAAAGAUGGAGAUUAUUGAUGAUGACGUCCCCAGUUUGUGGGGCCACGGUUUUCAAGAUCGCGUAGCAAGCGUCAAAGCUCUCAAUGGAACAUGGGUGGGCUACAUGUACCCAGGCUACAGGGGGCGCCAGUUUAUCUUUGAACUAGGGGAUUUCAAGCACUGGAAUGACUGGGAGGCCCCUGAACCCCAGAUCCAGUCUGUCCGACGUGUGCGGGACAUGCAGUGGCACAAGAGGGGCUGUUUCUCUGCUCCAGACCCGGCUCCAGCUCCCGGUCCGGACCCAGAUCCUGCUCCGGCACCUCCUGCCCCGGCACCCCCUGCUCCAUCUGCCAAAGGUGGGGCCAGCUGAGCGGGAUCCUAACCUGCUUCCCACCCAGACUCUCCCAAGCUCCACAUAGAGCCUGUCCUCUGCCUUCACUAACCACGACAAAUGCUGAUUACCCCCACAGAGGAGUGCCAUAUAUGUUUAAGUGGCCAAUAAAAGUUAUUUGACUUGGAAUUGGUGGUUGUUAAAUGCUCUUGUACUUAGUCAAAGAGUAGGUGAUGUAAACAUUGUAGACAAUCCCACGGGAAGAACUAGAAGGUAAAGAUCUUACUGUAUGUGAAAUUAUUUCAGUCUUCCACUUUUGCAUAGCAUAAAGAGAGGCCACAAUGUACUGUAUUCUGUUAAUAUGUGAUUAGCAUUGUCAACAGCAUGGAAACGGUAUCAAACAGUAUGUAAGCUUGCUAUUAAAACAUGGUGCGCCACA
Phyllopteryx taeniolatus (common seadragon) is the source of this 1307-nucleotide messenger RNA. RefSeq names its product beta-crystallin B3-like. The coding region runs from base 179 to 907 and encodes 242 amino acids. Gene Ontology annotation, molecular function: structural constituent of eye lens. NCBI's taxonomy places the organism in Eukaryota, Metazoa, Chordata, Actinopteri, Syngnathiformes, Syngnathidae. The record is from RefSeq and is a predicted model, not a curated record. The transcript has 6 exons. Gene Ontology annotation, biological process: lens development in camera-type eye; visual perception.